This is a messenger RNA of Iphiclides podalirius (scarce swallowtail), 1746 nucleotides long. NCBI's taxonomy places the organism in Eukaryota, Metazoa, Arthropoda, Insecta, Lepidoptera, Papilionidae. The record is from the annotation of a GenBank genome assembly.
AUGAUAAUUUGGUUCUUUUUGAUCUCUUCCCCAUUGCCGAUCUAUACCAAGGAUACCCAAUUUGAAUGUGGUGACCAUGGAAGAUUUGAAUAUUGUAUUGAUGGUAUACCAGGGUGUAUCGUCGGAUGUCAUUGUCACCCCGGUUACUACUUCGACACAGACACAAAAAUUUGUGAACCCAACUCUAAGUUAAUGCAAGCUUAUCGUAGACAUUACGCAGGGGAACCUACUAGAAUCUCUCAAAUAAACUCACCUGAAGUUUUGGAAACGUCAACAUCUUUUUCGACGGUUGGCAUUAUGGACGAUCAUGUGGAUGCUAUAGCUCAGAAUGCAGAUGAUCUUGGAGACUGGCUCUAUAAUCAAUUCUAUAAAACGAUAGAAAGCCAAGUUAUUAAUAAAACGAACGAUAACCUCAUAACUAGAAGAAGUGGAAAAAAACCCACACCAAAAACGAAAAAGGGGCGGAAAAAGGAAAGGCAGGUAUCAUUGAAAAAGAAGCAAAAGAAGGAUGAUUUACGCAGAAAAUUACUACGCAUAACUGAAGAUGACAGCCUCUUUGAUUCAGAUGCAGAUACAGAUACAGAUACAGACAGCUCACACUCUUCUAGUAUCGAUGAAACACGAGAGAGCAAAGAUAAAGAACACGGUCAUAAAAAGUUUGUUAUAGUUAACAAGAAGCCAAAGCCACAGCUGCCUUCUUUUAUCUUCUUACCAAAUAUAGAAACACCUUUCUAUCCUCCAGUAGGUUUACCGCCGCCAGUUCUUCCAAUGUAUCCUAUGGUGCCCGUACCACCAGUACUGCCAUCUUAUUCUUUCCCAAAUGUACCACCAGAUUGUCAAGCAACAAAUUUGACAACAAGCGCUACCAGUACAUUCUCAUCUACAACACAAUCUAUAUUAACGUCGCCCACUACAAAAUUAGUCGUUGGUACAACAGAUUCAUUAGACAAACCUAAGCCUAAAACAGAUAUCACAACUAUCUCUGACAUUGAAUCCUCAACCAUGCAAGACGCAACCGGGUCAGUGUUGCGGAAGAGAAGGAGAAAGAAGGAACAUGUGCGCAGAGACAGAAAUGAUAUUCUUCGACGUUUGCGAGAACUGGUUGAAAAUGCAGCACCGAAUCCAGCGAAUAAAAUGAAAAAAACACGGGUAGAUCCACUCGAGAACUUAGAGAGGGACUCCGUAGAUGACUUCGAAGAAGCAUUUCCCAUGCAACAAAUGAUUAAACAGGACUUGCACUCAAACACAAAUGAGAAAGCAGAAUCAAAACAAGAAGAUAAAGCAAAUUUCAAAUAUUUAUCAGAACUAAUUCAUAGAAUUCACCUUAAUGACACAAAAACUCCCGCAGGAAUGAUCGUCAAACCAAGUUUUCAACAAAACAAGCCGUUUAUUGAUUACAAAAAGAAUACUCGAGUAAAUAACAAACGUCCUAAAAUUGUUGAGCCCACUCGAAGACUUAAUUAUGAAAUGGAUAUGCCCCACGAUCCAAAAAAAACCGACAACUCGUUCUACACUAAUCUUGGCACAGAACAUAGCCUCGAUAACAAUUCUAGUAGAAAAAUACAAAACUCAAACAUCUUCAUUAAGAACGAAAUUCCCAAUUUUAAACCACAUGAAAUCAAAAGUAACGUGAUUUUGCCAAAAAGACAACCAGUAUUGAUACCUCACAGGCAAACGAAUACACAUCUUGCGUCGCUAUCUCCAUUAUUCGACUUCAAUAUUAAACAGUAUCUCAAUGUAAACGAA